Cryphonectria parasitica EP155 is the source of this 879-nucleotide messenger RNA. RefSeq lists its product as uncharacterized. NCBI's taxonomy places the organism in Eukaryota, Fungi, Ascomycota, Sordariomycetes, Diaporthales, Cryphonectriaceae. The record is from RefSeq and is a predicted model, not a curated record. Bases 100 to 618 code for a protein of 172 amino acids. The transcript has a single exon.
CUCUUUCUCUUUUGCUCAAGACUCUACUUGAAAAAGACAGAAAACAUAUCUCUACAAAACAUCCCUAUCUUCGUCGCCUGCUCGAUCUUCUGUUCCAAUAUGCUCUCCACCAAGUCGAUCAUGGGACUUCAAGUCCUGGCCCUCUCGAGCCUCUUUGCUACCAGCAUGGCCCAGACCACCACGACCACCUCGGCCAGCACCAUUGUCACUCCGACGCCCACACAGCCCGAGAUGGUCGACAACUGCGAGAGCUUCUACCUCGUGCAGACCAACGACACAUGUGACAGCGUUGCGGCCAGGUUCGACAUCGACUUUGCCGAUGUCUACGAUUGGAACCCCUCCGUCGGGGCGCUGUGCCCUGACAUGAUCCUCGGCGACUGGGUCUGCGUAGGCACGAUUGGCUUCGCUCCGAGCCCCACGCCUAGCCCGAUCGACGCCGACACCGUUGUGGGAUGCUACACAUUCUACCUCGUGGAGAGCGGCGACGACUGCUCCAAGAUUGCUGACGAGACGGACAUCACUCUGGAACAGUUUUAUGAGUGGAACCCCAAUGUCAACACCGCGACUGCUGAUUGCCCCAAUCUGUAUCCGGGCGAAUGGGUGUGUGUAGGUGCUUAAGGAGAGGCUCUCGGGUUGGCUCCCGGCAGCAAUGCUCAUGGAGUAUCACCUCAAUGGCGCGGGAGGGAUGAUGGACUUGGACCAGGGCAGAGCUGAUCUUGAAAGAUUGCAAAGUUCCUUCUUGCUCUCCCCGCGUACAUUUUCUUUUUUUGAUCUAGGCUAGUUGAACCAAUUAUCCCUACAUCAGUACGUUAAAGUCGCAUGAAAGCGAGCUGUAAUGGCGCGAGCAUCUGCCCUCACAAUAAAUUACAGUCCAAAUCG